Didymosphaeria variabile is the source of this 1761-nucleotide messenger RNA. It is a transcript of the gene WHI3, whose product is annotated as cell cycle RNA binding protein whi3. Bases 1 to 1761 code for a protein of 586 amino acids. Gene Ontology annotation, molecular function: mRNA binding. NCBI's taxonomy places the organism in Eukaryota, Fungi, Ascomycota, Dothideomycetes, Pleosporales, Didymosphaeriaceae. The transcript has a single exon. The record is from RefSeq and is a predicted model, not a curated record.
AUGGCCGGUGGGCCGAGUCCGAGCAGCACAAGUCCCUCGAACCUCUCCAACAGCCCGUUCCUGCACGGCUCGCUGAGCAGCUCCUCCUCGUCCUCGCCGCCGAAGCAGCUGUUCUCAUCGCAAAACACCAUGACCGCCGACGUUUUUUCGCCAUCGCACGCCUACGCCAUGCCCGCGCCCAUAGGGAAGAGACGGGAUCUGGACAAAAAUGGGCUGCUGUCGUUCAGCGAGGCAGAAACCAGCCCAGAGCCACCCAAGGGUGCCCACACCAUCUUUCUGCGCAAGCUCCCCACCAACAGUGACAGGGAUGCUGUGCGCAACAUGCUGCUCUUUGCAAAGGACCUUAUUGACUGCGAACUGGUUUCCGCACCGUCCAGAUCACCCGACGAUAUGGGCUUUGUCUCAGCCGUUGCACAUUUCCGUACCAUGGAAAGCGCAAAGGAGGCGCGCGACCUUUUGAACGGGAAGCGCAACGCGACGAAUGAUGCGACCAUGAUCGUCGAGAUGUUGCACGACAAUCUGCCAGGCACCAUCGGGUCUCGGCGCAACACAGUGGACAGCACAGCUAUGCGACAGGGAUCUGUCUCCACCACGAAUGGGAUCGCCGGAGCCACGGCAAAUGGUCGUCAAUCUUCGCGAUAUAAUGGGACCUUCCAGAGCUUGGAGAAGAUGUCCCCACCCAACGGCACUCCGGGCCUUGGCAACGGAGAAUUUCCGGUCCAGAAUCUCUUCUCCGCGACCUCGCCAGUCAACAACUCGUUCCCGCAUCGCAUUGCUAACGUUGGAAAGAACACGAUCAACGACGAGGCCGAUGAUGAUGAAGGCCUUCUCAAGGAAUCUAUCGGAUACGGGGCGACUCCUGUGCAAAAUGCCAUCCCGCGUAGGGGCACCAACUCCAGCUCGGGCAUGCCCAUUACCAGAGGAUUCGCCUCGUUGUCCUUGAACACCAAUGGCGUGAACGGUAUGAGCCCACCGCCUAUGCCCAAUUACGCUUCGCCCCGUUCCGCGGCCACCAUGCAGUCACCCGGCACAGCCUUGUCAGCAAUGUCACCCCACUCCUCGAUCUCAUCUGCUAUCGGCAAUCUCGGACCAAAUGCAAGCUACCAGCAGUUCCAGCAGCAUUACAACCGACCAACAUAUCCUCCUGUCAACCCUGCAGAUCAGAACCCGCCUUGCAACACUUUGUACGUGGGGAAUUUGCCCGUGGAUACAUCCGAGGAUGAACUGAAGGCCUUGUUUUCUAAGCAACGAGGAUACAAGCGCCUCUGCUUCCGGACUAAACAGAAUGGCCCCAUGUGUUUCGUCGAAUUUGAAGACGUGUCUUUUGCAACCAAGGCGUUGAACGAGCUUUAUGGCCACCCGUUGCAUAAUAGUGUGAAAGGCGGCAUUCGUUUGAGCUUCUCGAAGAAUCCUCUAGGCGUGCGCACUGGCCAAGCGACCACGAUGGGACCAGCCUCCGCAGUUACGCCUACUACGCCCUUGCCCGGCUUUGGAGGAAGCGUGGCCGCCCCUCCCGGAUUCUCCACUGCCACGGGACCUCCACCUGGACUUUCCGCUCCUCCAGGGCUGUCUACUCCGAGCCAUUCGAAUGGCUCGCCUGCAUUCGGCAUGUAUUCCAACGGCGGGUUCGGUAUGGGCCAUAACGACAUGACUAGCCCUAUUCGCUCCCAGCCCAUGCCCGCGCCUCUGACUGCCAACGGUCCCGGCAAUGGCUUCGGCGGGAUGGGCGGCAACUACUCCGCUUACAUGAUGGGACGAUAG